Ictalurus furcatus (blue catfish) is the source of this 5024-nucleotide messenger RNA. Its product is annotated as calmodulin-regulated spectrin-associated protein 3. The transcript is spliced from 20 exons. Gene Ontology annotation, cellular component: microtubule minus-end. Gene Ontology annotation, molecular function: microtubule minus-end binding; calmodulin binding; spectrin binding. Gene Ontology annotation, biological process: negative regulation of microtubule depolymerization; cytoplasmic microtubule organization; neuron projection development. Bases 271 to 4266 code for a protein of 1331 amino acids. Lineage: Eukaryota; Metazoa; Chordata; Actinopteri; Siluriformes; Ictaluridae. The record is from RefSeq and is a predicted model, not a curated record.
GAGAGAGAGAGAGAGAGAGACAGAGAGAGAGAGUGUGUGUGUGUGAGAGAGAGAGAGAGAGAGGGGGGGGGAGAGAGAGAGAGAUCCUCCUCUCCGGUCAGAAGAGAGAAGGAUGGAGAGAGAAUAGAGGGAAAACAAUAAAAAUGAAAUGAUUCGGUUUGGUUUCAGCUCCACGGAGUAAAUGAUGCAGAGGAAUAACAGAAGACUGAAAUGAGAUCAUAAUAAUUUUUCCAGGUUAUUUUUGUCCAUUUCGGUGUGCGUUUAUCUGCCAUGGUGGACUCGGUGCCAGAGAUCAGGCCUCUGGAGCGCUACGAGCCGAACCAAGCCAGAACCUGCGCCAGUCUCCGCUGGCUCCUCACCAAAGCGUUCGGCUCAUCAGGUGAUGUUCCAGCAGAGCUGAGUGAAUCUGUACCUGGUGAUCAGGAUGGUGAUGCAGUGGGCGUGGCUCUGGAGCGCCUCCUGCUGUCCUGUGAGCUGUACUCUCGCGCAUGUCUGUGUCUCCUGCAGCGACACAAACACUCACACACACACUCGCACAGAGACCUGCUGCAGUUACUCCAGGAACACAGCGUGUCACCGACACACACUCAGACAAACACACCAGUCACGGACACCGAGCUGACGAGCAAACCUAUCAACAUGGGAGCUCAUUUGGCCCUGAUAGAUUCCCUGAUGUCAUUGGCUGCCAUGGAGACAGUAGGCAUGGUCAAGAUGGCCAAGGAGGCAGAGCAGUUUGGGGAUGGAGCCAGCUGGGAAAACUCCCUCCUGUUCUGGAUUAACAAGUUGAAUCAGAAGUUGAGAGAGAGCACAGAGUCAGAGGACAGUCAGAAGACUCAGCGCAGCACAGAACUUCAACCUCUACAACCGUCUUGUCCCUCACGCUGGUAUUGGAAGCUGGUUCCACAUGCCAUCGCUUUUUGUUUGAAGGAGUCGGGGAAAAAACCUCCUGUGAUCCGCUACAGAAAGGACAAGGUGCGGUCUAAACAGACUCCCACCUUUUCAGUCGUGUCCGGAGUGAAAGAUCUGUCCAACGGCUGUGCUAUCGCUGCCACCAUACACUUCUACUGCCCCCAGAUUCUGCCCCUAGAGGAGGUUUGUUUGAAGGACACCAUGUCAGUAGCAGACAGCUUGUAUAAUCUGCAGUUGAUCAGAGAGUUUUGCAAUGAUCAUCUGCAAGGCUGCUGCCCCCUAGUGUUGGAGGACCUACUGUAUGCCCCGCCCAUAUUAAGGGUAAAUAUUAUGUGCUUCCUGGCUGAACUACUGGCUGUGUUUGAAGUGCAGAAACCUGAUAUCAUCAAGCCAGUGCACACCCUGGACCUGACAGAUGCCUCUGGUUUAGAUGAGUGCACUAGCCCUAUCAAUGGCAACAGUGGAUCACCGUUCCUGCUUAAGCAACCCAUCUUGUCAUUGUCAUCCCCUGUAUCUUCUGGUGGAGGAACAGAGGGCCGGGGAUGGAGUACAAAACAGAUCAGUCGUCCUCUCUCUGCUGUGGCUUUUAGCAUUCCUUUUCCUUUGGACAGUGACGUGGAUGUCGUCAUGGGCAAUCCUCUGUUCCGCUCAGCCAGCACUGACAGCCUCACCAUGGCAACAAAUCCUGCUUUGUACACUCCUCCUGAGGAUCUGAGUAAGCUGAUUGGUCAGGCUCCGCUGGGGGAGUUGCCCGCCAUUGAGGAGGCGCUGCAAGUCAUUCACAAGGUGCAGAAUGAACCACGGCAGCGUCCAGAGGGAGCACCAGCAGGUUUUUUCCUCCACUCCCCUGACAAGGAAAAGACCAGACUGAGCAGCUCUGCCCCAUGCCAUUCUGGGAUGAUGUACAGACCAAUUGGUGGGGAAGGAAUUAGUGGCAGAAGGCCAACAGGUUGUUCUAGAGAUUCUGACACAUCAGAAGACCCCGGAACACCCACCAAUGGACCGAGAGGAGGCCAAAUGACAAGUUUUGCUGAGCGCAGGAAAAGGCUUCCGGAGUCCCCAGGAACAUCCAGGGUUCUGGGAUCAGAGGAACCUUCAAGCCCAGGGAUGAUGAGCCCUGCUGGCACAGCAGAGGCACAGGAGCUAGGGGCACAGUUGGAGGAAAAACGUAAAGCCAUUGAAGCACAGAAGAGACGGAUUGAGGCCAUCUUUACCAAGCACAGACAGAGACUCGGCAAGAGCGCCUUUCUCCAACUGCAACGGGAACAAGGGGAAGGAGGAAAUGGAGUCAAAGAGGAGGCGGAUUCACUUAGUCUAGAUGAGAGGUUGACUCGAAUGGAGGAAGCACUGCAGAAGGAAGAGGAGAAGGAGAAAGACAAGAAAAAAGAGGAAAUGGAAGAGAAGGUUGGGGUUCAAGAUGUCCAAGCACCGCCCAAACUGGAGAAGCAGGUGACAUUCUCACUAGAGCCGAAGAAGAUUCCAGAGAAAGAGCCUCCACUGGGCGAAUACAAUGAGGCAGUGUCGAAGUUAACCUCUGCCUUACAGGCACUACAGAAGGACAUGCAGCGUCUCACAGAACAGCAGCAGAAGCUGAUGGGAAAGAAAACAUCUGCACCAUCAUCAUCCAAAACCACGCCAUCAAAAACAACCCCAUCUCCAAGCAAAGCAUGGGUCAUACCAGCAAGUCCAAAAAUCUCAGCCACACCCCCUCGUCUUUCACGUGAAUCCACCCGUGACCCUUCACCCUCAGGGUCACCAUCACGUCAAAGUGACCUUAAAUCACCCAAAACAUCCAAAACAUCCACUCGUAGACUUUAUAACAAUUCCCCCCCUCCUAAGAGCCCCAAACGACACCACUCCAGCCGCCCUUGUGACCUCAAUUUCCAGCCCCUCACCCGUGUCCUCUCACCUCCCCAGAACGUCGACACGCUACCCCACCUUCGCCGUGUCUCUCCCAGUCAAUGUCAGGUGCAGACCAACUCCUGCCUUAGAAUCGGAGGUCCACGUACACCCCAGGAGCCUGAAACUCAACUCCAACCGCCAUCAGCCCAAGAAAGUGCAGAGUCUGAGUCCGGGUCCAGCGAUGAGCACACUCCACUGUUCAACCUGGAACUGGAGCCCACUGACCCUGCACCGCCCCCUGCUGUGGAGUGUGCUGUGAGUGUCUGUGGUGGCAGUAGCUCUGGAGCACCCUCUGAGUGCUCAUUUCUCAGUGACGUGCUCAUCAGCACCUCUCAGAGGCAGGAGGAGGGAGAGACAGAUCAGGAGCAGCUCGACAUCUUCUCCUCUGACUCCAUGAGUGACCACACGGAGACCGAGAGCAAAGCAGGGCUCAGCUUCUACUUUAAGGAGGAGGGUCUGUCAGAGGAGGAGAUGGCACUGAAGAGAGCGUUGCUGCUAGAGCGACAGCAGAGGCGUGCAGAUGAGCUGAAGAGACGGAGAGAGAGACAAGAGCAGGAGAACCCAAGUCAUCUUUCUUCUACAGACAGUCUCCUCCCCUCUGUGAUUCCACUCCUUUCCCAGUCUCUGCCCACCACAUACGGCCCUCCCCUGCCACCCCAGACUGCACAUGCCCCGAGGACACCUCAGGCCACGCCCCCCGGGACACCACAAAGGCGUGGCGGGUUCACAAAGGCGGAGUACGAGCGAAGGCAUCAGCUGAAGAUAAUGACUGACCUGGAGAGAGUGCUGAAGCAGAAACCAGCACAGCGCAGCAACAAGAAACAACAUGCACACUCACCGCGCAAGGAGAAAAAAGCAGCACAGCCGAAACUCGUCCAGCCCAACGGCCCCCUGCCCCCACACAAACUCACCAGCACCUCUGACUCCGCCUCUAAAUUGAUGUCACCUGGCUGCCCAGCCAAUCAGAAUGGAGAGAAGGAUUGGGAAAAUGGCUCUAAUGCUUCUUCUCCAGCGUCGGUCACAGAAUAUACUGGACCCAAAUUGUUCAAGGAGCCAAGUUUCAAGUCCAACAAGUUCAUCAUCCACAAUGCUCUCUCACGCUGCUGCCUCGCAGGAAAGGUCAACGAGAGUCAGAAGAACAAGAUUGUGGAGGAAAUGGAGAAAAGCUCGGCCAACCACUUCCUCAUCCUCCUCCGUGACUCCAACUGUCAGUUCCGCGCCGUCUACACACUGGAUGUCCAGUCGGAUGAGAUGCAGAGGCUGUGUGGCGUCGGUCCAAGAGCAAUUCCCUGCUCUUCAGUGGAGGCCAUUUACAAGUACAACUCAGACAGGAAGCAGUUCAGCGCGCUGCCGUCUCGCACCGUGAGCAUGAGUGUGGACGCCUUCACUAUUCCAGGCCACUUAUGGCAAAACAAGAAACAAAGCACACCCAAAAAAACAGCCACUCCUAAAUAGGAAGAUGAUGCCUUUGCAGCAGGAGACUACUCGGUCUUGGGAGACUCUUUGAUGGACUGUUCUGGUUCUACCGUUAUUGGAUCGGAAAGGAGUACCAAUAUCUGUGUGACAAUUUAUCCCAAAAUCUUAGUGGCUAACCAUGAACUUUGAACAGUAACAAAAUAGAAUUUCAGCUACUGGAGCUUGUAUCAUCUAGCAUGUUUGGGUGAAGUGUUGCCUGAACAUCAUCCAGACCAUACAGAGGGGGAAAAACAAGCAAAAUUAUGAAAAACAUUUUCUCAGUCUUGGUAUUUCUUACAACAUAAAAAUCCUCCAUAAUUGCAUGUAAAUGGUAGGAAUAGAGCACGAGUCAUACCACCUGAGCACUUCUGAAGAGCCAGACUAGUUCAGAUUGUCUGAGAAACUGAGUUUUGACUGAUGAUAAAAAAACAACAAAAAAACAAAAACAUUGCUGCUAAUACUCUCCUAACACUCACAUUUGGCCUUAAAUCCAGUUGUGAUUGGACGAGAGACUGUAGGAUUUCUGUGCCAAUUUGUUAGAAAAGUUAUGAGAAGCAACGAUUGCAUGGAGAUUGGUUUGUAAAGGCUUGUACUCAGGAAACUGAUGCGAAAAAUCAGAUUCCUCAUACGUUCAUAAUUAUCCAAGUCACGAAAUCUGAUCUGAGGUCUGCACUCCGAGCUGAAAAUGUUUUGUGUUUGUUGCGACUGUAUUUAUACUUGUAUUUGGACAUUUAAAAAAAAAAAAAAAACCCUCCUGG